AUGUCUCAAGCCGGUCUUUUAUCUAUCAAACAAAUUAUCGGUGUCCGAAGUUCUGUUACUAAUGGUUUAGCAUUUCAAGAUGAACAAACCGUUGUCUAUAUUGCUGGUGGCAAUAUUGUCUUGUAUGGUAUUGACCAGAAAGCACAACGGGUCAUUCCAUGUUCCAUGAGCGCGCAAGCAUUAACAACAAUGACUGUUAGUCCUAAUCGACGUGUAAUAGCUGUUGCAGAACGUAUAAACGAUCGUCCACAAGUCACAAUCUAUGAUCUUCAAUCGGGCAAACGUAGAAAAACUUUACAAUCAGAAUUAAUAAAAUCGAAUGAAAUUGUCUCGUUACUAUUUUCGUCGGAUUCAAAAUAUCUCCUGACUCAAGGCGGUGCUCCAGAUUAUGCACUUAUCUAUUGGUCAUGGGAAAAAAGUAAAGUAAUGGCACACCUCGAUGUUAAACCCCCAACAGGUCCACAAGCCAAUGCAACAAUUAAUCAGGUAUCAUUUAAUCCACAAGAUAAUACACAAAUUUGUACGAUUGGUUAUGGCCUAUUUAAAAUGUUUCGUUAUGCUGAAUCAGCAUUGAAACCAUCACAAAAUCUAAAACAAGAACAUUUCAAUUUUACAUGUCAUUGUUGGAUCUCGGAUGAUCGAUUAUUAGCGGGUACAGAUCAAGGCAAAUUAUUUGUUAUACAAAAUGGAGAAAUUUUACAUGAGAUUAAAAUCGAUUCUAAAUCUGAACCAAGAUCCGUAGCCAGUCAUCAUACAACAGACGAACGCUUAGGUUUAGUUGAAAGUAGUCUGGAUAUAAAUGCAAGUUCCGAUUACAUAGGAAAAUUCGAAAUUAAAUGUAUUAUUCCAUUUUCACGUGGUGUUCUUGUUGCUGCUGGUGUUAAUAAAGUCUAUAUGUUUGAUCGAGUCGAUGACAAUCGAGAAUAUUUUCGUCGUAAUAGAGAAAUUUUAUUACCUGUUGAUCCAACUGAUAAAUCAAAUAAUGAACGAGUUGUUUCAAUGUGUUUAAGUCCAUCUGAAGAAACACUUGUUGCUUUAACAGAUCUUCAACAAAUCUACCAAUUGUCAUUUUCAGGCAUUGAUAUCACAAAAGAUGUAGCAACGUUUUCAUAUUUAACAGAAGGUUUUCAUCAUGCUCAAGUUACUGGAGUUGAUACAUGUGUUCGAAAACAACUUAUUGCUACUUGUGGUGUCGAUAAAUCAGUUCGUCUUUGGAACUAUGAAACAGGUACACUCGAAGUAUGUAAAGAAUUUCAAGAAGAAGCAUAUACUGUCUCUAUUCAUCCGUCGGGUCUAUUUAUUCUUGUUGGAUUCUCUGAUAAAUUAAAAUUAUUUACAAUUUUGAUUGAUGAUCUUCGUCCCUUUAAAGAAUUUUCUAUUCGUGGUUGUCGUGAAGCACUAUUUAGUAAUGGUGGACAUUUAUUCGCUGCUGUACAUGGAAAUGUGAUACAAAUUUAUUCAACAGUUACUUUUGACAAUGUUACAAAUUUAAAGGGGCACAAUGGAAAAGUCCGUCAAUUGAUUUGGUCGCCAGAUGAUACACGCUUGUUUUCAUGCGGUAUGGACGGUGCAGUUUACGAAUGGGAAGUUGCUACAUCAAAACGAUUACAUGAAGCUGUACUUAAAGCGUGUGGUUAUACAGGUCUCGGAUUAAGUGCCGAUUCAAAAAUAGUCUAUGCUGUUGGUACCGACCGAAAGAUUAAAGAGAUUGUAGAUGCUCAACAAAUUCUACGAGAAGUUCAAGUUAUACCAGAUGAUGUGCAACCUACAACGAUUGCACUUAGUCACACGGGUAAAUCAUUGCUAGUCGGUACAUCCAAGGGAACUAUUCGAUCAUACAAAUUUCCAUUAACAAAAUCGGACGAAUAUACAGAAUACAUCGGUCAUGUUGGAAUGAUUAAUCGGUUGCGUGUCACAUUUCAAGAUGAAUAUGCUGUCUCAGUUGGUGAUGAUGGGUUAGUCAUCUUAUGGAAAUUACAAGAAAUUGGUGUUUCAAAAAAAGAAAAAGAAACGACAUAUGCCGAAGAAAUUCUUAUUACGAAGAGCGACCUUGAAGAGAAAAAUUCAUUAAUUCGUGAAUUGAAACAGCGUGUUGCAGAAUUACGCGAGGAAAAUGAUUAUCAACUUAAAUUAAAAGAAAUGAAUUAUGCCGAACGAAUACGCGAUUUAACAGAUAAAUUUAUGCUAGAAAUGGAAAAUUUAAAAACGAAAAACACAGUCAUUACAGGCGAAAAAGAGAAAGAAUCUAGUAAACAUGCCGAACAAACUCAUGAUCUCAUCGAAAAACAAAACAAAGAAUUACAAGAUUUAGAGAGUUCCAAUAAUCAAAAGUUGAUGCUCGAAUAUGAAAAAUAUCAAGAUCUUCAAGCUAAAACUCAAAAAACACAAGAAGACUACGAACGACAAAUAACUGAAUUAGAAAAUCGUAAAGAAGAAGAAGGUACAAGACAAAGAAUGCAAUAUACGGCACAACUUGAAAAACUAAAAAAUGAUCUCAUUCUCGAACGUGAAAAAAAUAAACAACAAUCUCGUGAUCAUGAAGAAACGAAACGACAAAUUGAAGAAGAUGCUGAUGAAGAAAUUCUUAAAUUAAUGCAAACACAUGAACAAGCAUUAAUCGAAUGUAAAGAAGAAAAUGCUAAUUUACGAAAUAAAAGUACAACAUUUCAACGAAAAGUCAAAGAUCUCGAAGAAUCAAUUAAGAAGAAAGAUACUGAUUUAGCUAGUUUAAAAAAUGAAGAAUCCAAAUUACAAAAUGCUAUUCGUGGUUUGAAAAAAGAUAUUGAAGGAUUGAAAAAAGAAAUUCAAGAACGUGAUGAAACGAUUCAAGACAAAGAAAAACGUAUUUAUGAAUUGAAACGUAAAAAUCAAGAAUUAGAGAAAUUCAAAUUCGUACUUGAUUAUAAGAUCAAAGAACUUAAGAAACAAAUUGAACCACGCGAAAUUGAAAUUAAAGAAAUGAAAGAACAAAUAACUAAUAUGGAAGCUGAACUCGAACGAUUAAGCAAGAGUAAUGAUGAAGAAAAAUUAAAGAACGAAGAAUUACGUACAAAAUUAAAUGCGUCCGCUUUGGCCUUACAACAAGAAAAACAAUUGAAACGAGAUUCCGAAUUAGCAUUGAAGCGUAUUAAAACUGAUAUACAUAAUUGUUCAGCUUUAAUAACUGAACCAAAAUUACUAACACAACGUGUUGCUGAAAUCUAUGCUCAAUAUGUUCGUGACGAUGCCACCGAAGAAGCAACUAUUGAUCAAGAUAUAACGAAAGAGUAUGCUCGACAACGUGAUCAUCUUGAACGAACAGUACGAAGCCUUAAGUCCAAAGUUGAUAAAGAUUCUGAUCGACAUAAAAUGGAAAAUAUUCGUAUAAUGCAAGAAAAUGUUACAUUAAUCAAAGAAAUCAAUGAUUUAAGACGUGAAUUAAAAUCAGCUCGUGUUAAAUUACAAGAUUUACAAACAGCUAUGGGUAUCAGUCGUAAAACAGCAGCACGUACAACAGAAGAAAUUGUUCAAGCCUUGAACACACACCAAGGCAAUCAUUUAGUUAAAGAAAAACAAACAGAAUUAGAAAGUUUAAUUCACCGACAACGAAGUGAAAUUCAACGACUUAAUGAACAAAUUGCAAAUAUUGAAUCUGGAAAUGCUCGUACUGGUACAGCUGGUGGUGGCCGAUCUCGCCCAUCGUCAUCGGGACAAUUGCCGCCCAUCACAUCAGCAUUAACUGCUCAUUAA
This is a messenger RNA of Rotaria socialis, 3729 nucleotides long. The record is from the annotation of a GenBank genome assembly. NCBI's taxonomy places the organism in Eukaryota, Metazoa, Rotifera, Eurotatoria, Philodinida, Philodinidae.